GCCUGACCCGACAAGAAAAUGGGCUUUUGGUGUCCAAUUGGGCUCCUCUUAUUUACCUGAUAAUGAACUUGGCCACGUCUACUCUCCUUCCGGGCGCCGACGUGACCAACGCCGAUAGUCGACGGUUCAUCUCGAAGUUCUGUCAUCCGUCUCAAUUUCAGUUGAGAUUCUGAUCAAUGGCAGCUUAUGGCUGUUCCCAGCCUGUCUACGAUCCUUACAGCCCCUUACAGCAAUCGCUGCCGUUACCCAUGGCGGCUUUCGAUCGGAACGGGAUCAAUACGCUAUUCGUCUCCGGCUUGCCGGAGGAUGUUAAAGCUCGCGAGAUUCACAAUCUCUUCCGCCGCCGCCCAGGCUUCGACUUUUGCCAGCUCAAGUACACCGGCCGCGGCAAUCAGGGCGUAUCUUAUUACUUACUUUUCUUUUCAACAGGUAGUUGCAUUUGCUACCUUCUUCAACCAUCAGGCAGCAAUGGCUGCAAUGCACACUCUCUGAAUGGAGUGAAAUUUGACCCACAAACGGGAUCCACAUUGCAUAUUGAACUGGCUAGAUCAAACUCGAGAAGAAAACAUAAACCAGGCAAUGGAGUGUAUGUUGUUAUUGAUGAACGAACGAAACAAGGGAACGCCCAGGAAAAUUCUAGUGAUGAUGGUGACAGUAGUGAUUCGGAUGAAGCUCGAGAACGUGGAAAUGUGGAUUAUGUUGAGGAGGCAGCCGGUGAUCCUGAGAGUACUGCAAAUGUAAGUGACAUUAACUACUUCCAUCCUAAGCUAUACAGGUUGUUUCACCAAGAUUUCGAGUGGAUGUAUUUGCCUCAAGUAGAAUACGAACAGGGAUAG
Messenger RNA from Linum tenue, 836 nucleotides. The record is from the annotation of a GenBank genome assembly. Lineage: Eukaryota; Viridiplantae; Streptophyta; Magnoliopsida; Malpighiales; Linaceae.